AUGCCAUCCAGUCCAUCUUUCGACCCCCUCUCGGUGUUCCGACAACGUCCCUCUUCCUCCUCUUCCUCCUCGAGAGGGUUUAAACCUCCACCACAGGUAUCUCCCUCUCCGACCCGUACCCAUUCACAUUCCCUUCCCCCUCACUUACACACACAGCCUCGUCGACUUCCUCCACCAUCCACAACCCCUCCUCCCUCAUCUUCAUAUCAACCCAGAGACGAUCCUUUCUCUCGCUCACACCACUUACCACCAUCGUCCACUCUUCAACGUGUCACACCACGACCCCGUCAACCAUCUGCGUCUUCAGCUUCUCCCAGAAUGGCAUAUUCUGGUGGUAGUCCCAAUACACCUAGAACUGCUCAGGAGAUAUAUGAGAAGAGUAGGGAGAAGCAGCCGACUGGAGUGGAUAAAAUAUUGGCUCAUUUGUCAGCAUUGGAUAAGAAGAGUAGUGAAAGGGAUGUGAUGCUCAAUCAGAAAAUCGAUGUCAUGAACAAGGAAAUUUUUGCCUUAAAGACAGACAAUCAAAACCUACGCGAUCAAUUGCACGAGUUGAAAUUAGGGCAAAACUCCCUUGCCACAAGAGAGGAGAUGGUUGAGGAGAUAACCACUCAAUUCACUUCAGUCGUCGGCGAUAACCAAGGGUGUACAGAUAAGAUCACUACCCUUCCCGACGAGAUCGCUUCCCUCUCAGCAUCAAAAAUUAUACCGCAUAUUCCCCAGUUGUUGAACCCUCUUACAUCUGCACCCCAACCUACCUCGGGCAAUGACACUGCUCUGAUCAAUCUCCUUAACCAUGUCACCAAUAAACUCAAUGGAAUCGACAAUCUCAUUGUCUUGCUGGGAUCUUUGCAAGGCCUCCCCGAAGCUAUCACUAGCGUAGCAGUCUUCAAGGACGCCCUUGAUGGACUGACGACCAAAGUGGAAGAAUUCUCUCAGCAUUCUCAGUCGCAACCUUCAGCAGCUCUGCUAGGAAACUCUCUCACAAGACCUCCUCCUACACCUAUUUCACCACCUCCCAAUACCGAGAAACCCGAUCAAAACGAUGAGCGUUUGAAGAAGUGCUACGAGACCCUACUAGGUAUGGAAACAUUAAUGCAAAAGCACACUGCCACCCAAGAGGAAAUCAAGCAAAUUCUGCUCCAGGACAACCGUACUUCGACCAAAAGUAACAAUCCCCUCAAUAGAUCGCUUACUCCGUUCUCGAUCCCGCCUUUCGAAGCAACUCGACCGAAUAGUCUUGAGGAUUUAGCUGAAGCGGCAGUGACUCAAGAGCGACUAGGCACAACGACCACAAUUGCCACUCAGGAUAAUUCUGGUCGAUCAUCCCAACCCCUCAUAUCUCGUAUACCCGCAGUUCCCGAUGCUUUCAACUCCGCUUCGAGGAAUCGCACUUGGACUGUCUCCCCGGAAACUCAAACUGAUCCGUUCGACUUACCCUUUCCCGCUUCGCAGGAUCUCUCGCAAAAUCAAGAUAUUAUCACGUCAACUCCUCGAGCCACCCGCGGAACAACUACGGCAUCCGGACCCUCUCCUGUCAUGCCUCUUGCAUCAACAAUGUCCUCAGCCGCCGACGAUACACCUCAAGCGUCAAAGAAAGGAUCUACUCCCUCGUCUUCUUCUAGACCUACGAAAAAGGCCAAGCUUUCCCCCGACCCUUCCGAUCGACCUAUCACCCGGUUGAUGUCGAACAAGGUGCGGGAACCAAUUCGAUGGAGUCCUUCAUCGCAUAUGCCCUUGACCUCGAAAAACAAGACACCUCCGAUAAACCGAAAAAGCUCUUCGCGAACCACUCUUCGUGAUCAAUCCUUGCAAGAGGUCAUAGAGAUCUCGAGCGGAUCUUCUUCCUCACCACCUGAUCCAAAAUCAAACUCUCGUCUUAAAAAGUCAAGAAAUCCGACACCAAAUACUCGAGAUAUCUCAGGAUCCGCCCUGUUCUCCGAAACCCUGACCAGCGAGAAGGACAAUGAGAAUUCUCUCAACUCUGGCGUCGAGAGUGUUCCUUCUGGAAAUUCCUCAGGAGGUCCACCUCGACCUGUCCCUAUGUAUGGUUCAUCCGCCGCAGGUAAACCCGUCAAAUUCCAACCGCGUCAAUCUGGUAUUCGAGCACAAGCCCGAGCGAUGGAGCAAGAGAUGAACAAGAGAAGGAUGACUGGUUUUCCAACUUUAGGUUCUUCAAUCAAUGACAUGAGGUCGGGCGGAGAUAUGAAGGGGAAGAGAAAAAUGGAUUGCCAUUUCGAUGAUAGCUUUUGA
Molecule: messenger RNA, 2250 nt
Organism: Kwoniella botswanensis
Lineage: Eukaryota; Fungi; Basidiomycota; Tremellomycetes; Tremellales; Cryptococcaceae
Exons: 4
Coding region: 1-2250 (749 amino acids)
Source: RefSeq, a predicted model, not a curated record